GUCAGUCGAGGAGUCAAGGCAGCAAUGAAUCGUGUCUUGUGUGCCCCGGCGGCCGGGGCCGUCCGGGCGCUGAGGCUCAUAGGCUGGGCUUCCCGAAGCCUUCAUCCGUUGCCCGGUUCCCGGGAUCGGGCCCACCCUGCCGCCGAGGAAGAGGACGACCCUGACCGCCCCAUUGAGUUUUCCUCCAGCAAAGCCAACCCUCACCGCUGGUCGGUGGGCCAUACCAUGGGAAAGGGACAUCAGCGGCCCUGGUGGAAGGUGCUGCCCCUCAGCUGCUUCCUCGUGGCGCUGAUCAUCUGGUGCUACCUGAGGGAGGAGAGCGAGGCGGACCAGUGGUUGAGACAGGUGUGGGGAGAGGUGCCAGAGCCCAGUGAUCGUUCUGAGGAGCCUGAGACUCCAGCUGCCUACAGAGCGAGAACUUGACGGGGUGCCCGCUGGGGCUGGCAGGAAGGGAGCCGACAGCCGCCCUUCGGAUUUGAUGUCACGUUUGCCCGUGACUGUCCUGGCUAUGCGUGCGUCCUCAGCACUGAAGGACUUGGCUGGUGGAUGGGGCACUUGGCUAUGCUGAUUCGCGUGAAGGCGGAGCAGAAUCUCAGCAGAUCGGAAACUGCUCCUCGCCUGGCUCUUGAUGUCCAAGGAUUCCAUCGGCAAGACUUCUCAGAUCCUUGGGGAAGGUUUCAGUUGCACUGUAUGCUGUUGGAUUUGCCAAGUCUUUGUAUAACAUAAUCAUGUUUCCAAAGCACUUCUGGUGACACUUGUCAUCCAGUGUUAGUUUGCAGGUAAUUUGCUUUCUGAGAUAGAAUAUCUGGCAGAAGUGUGAAACUGUAUUGCAUGCUGCGGCCUGUGCAAGGAACACUUCCACAUGUGAGUUUUACACAACAACAAAUGAAAAUAAAUUUUAAUUUUAUAAUAUGGGA
Homo sapiens (human) is the source of this 917-nucleotide messenger RNA. It is a transcript of the gene UQCC4, whose product is annotated as ubiquinol-cytochrome c reductase complex assembly factor 4. The transcript has 2 exons. Gene Ontology annotation, cellular component: mitochondrial inner membrane. The record is from RefSeq and is marked validated. Gene Ontology annotation, molecular function: protein-membrane adaptor activity. The coding region runs from base 25 to 423 and encodes 132 amino acids. NCBI's taxonomy places the organism in Eukaryota, Metazoa, Chordata, Mammalia, Primates, Hominidae. Gene Ontology annotation, biological process: mitochondrial respiratory chain complex III assembly.